CGCAGUCAUUGGUUGAAUGAGAGCGUCGAAAUCCGCAAAAUCAGUGUCGCUAGCGGCAUCUGUGCAGUCUCGGAGGAAGCUUAAAGGAAAACAUUAAUAAUUGAGUAAACAACACGUAACCUCACAAAAUGUGCAUUCCGGGCGUGAAAGUUAGCAAACUUUCGCAGAUAUUUGUAUUAACAAUGGUCAUAUCAACGAUAUUAUGUGAUAAGGAACGCCGGUUGCAGAUUGGUAUCAAGAAGAGACUUAAAGACUGUGACCUCCGGACGAAAAAAGGAGAUUUUCUUCAUGUGCAUUAUAAGGGAAUGUUUGAAACUGAAGAUGAGUUUGACAACAGUUACAUUAGAAACCAACCCUUUACAUUCACCCUAGGGCAGGGGCAAGUUAUCAAGGGUUGGGAUCAAGGACUCAUUGGGAUGUGUAUUGGAGAAAUAAGAAAAUUGGUAGUCCCACCGCACUUAGGCUACGGCGAGAAAGGAGUACCCCCAACAAUUCCACCCGAAUCGACGCUUAUAUUUCAUAUCGAGUUGCUGAACAUCGAAGAACGCGAUGAAUUGUAAGUCAAUUCAUUUGUAACAAACAAAAACGAGUCAUUUUACUGACGAACGAACAAAGAAACAAACAAAGCUUUACGAUUUACAUCAAGAGUACAUUAUAAAAAUACUUAUAAGUAUAAUAAUAUCAAUUCGAUAAUAAUGCCAAGAAUUAUUUUAAAUUUAAAAUCUCAUAAAAAUUACAAAAUCUCUCCACAUCAUAAACAAUCUGCAAAGAAAUAGUAGUUGUGCAGUUUAAAUGUCUUAAAAGUAACAAAAACAAACAAAUGAAACGUAUUUUGAUGAGCAAACAUUUAAACAUUUAAAGCAAUAACAUGUAAUAUAUUCAUAUAGGUGUAUAUCUUAUAAAAAGCCGUCAAAGCAGACAACAUUUGAACCCACAACCAGUUUGAAAAAGACUUACGACGAACAUUUUGCGCGAUUGUUAUACACUAGCGACAUAACCUCACUGUUAGACUCUUGAAUCUUAUGAAUACUCACCGUACUCACCACAAUUGUGCAAACAGUUUGUGCAAUCAUUUUACGUGUUAGUAAAGUUGAAGACAGGAUAGUUAGGCCUGAAGGUGUCGUUGUUCAUGCGUGUGUACUCGUUGUCGUCCGAAUCGCGUAGGUGUCUUGCACCGAACUGACUUUCUGUUAAUGUAGGCACUAGAAUACACACCCAGAUAAUAAAUCAACUAGGGAACAAAAAUGAAUCAACGAAAACAUAAUAUUAAACAAAUCGAGCUUGAAAUGAACAAAAACUAGGUUAGAAUUCAUACAAUCAUCAUGAUUGUACAAAUCAAAUCAUAAAAUUAGAUGAAUUACGUACCACUUGGAUAAAUACCACCUGGAUUCGCCCAUCCGGCUAAAGCAUCACCACCGGCGGGUGGUGCCGAUGGUUGCGGGAGAGAUUCACGCAUUGGUAUUGUACCAAUGGUUAAGGGAAUCUGCGCAGUCAGGUUACUGUGCAAUCCGGUGACUUUAGCUUCAAUCUGUAAUGAAAUUCACACGAAUUUAUUCAAUGACGAUAAAUAGUUGUAAUUCUAGAUAGGUAAUGUGUAAUUAAUCGCACGGAACGAAGUCAAUUACGAAUUCGCAAGCAUUUAAAUCAAUUUUAGCUCAAGUUUACCAAGUUUAACGUUUUUGAACGUCAUUAAUGUGUCUUGAUGUCUUACCUCAAUGUGAUAAAUGUUAUUUAAUGUCUAAAUAUUGUCAAAAUUAUUGUAAAACUUGAAAAUUAAUAAAGAAAAUAUUGAAAUAA
Messenger RNA from Dalotia coriaria, 1797 nucleotides. RefSeq names its product peptidyl-prolyl cis-trans isomerase FKBP2-like. Bases 129 to 560 code for a protein of 143 amino acids. The transcript has 3 exons. Gene Ontology annotation, biological process: protein peptidyl-prolyl isomerization. Gene Ontology annotation, molecular function: peptidyl-prolyl cis-trans isomerase activity. NCBI's taxonomy places the organism in Eukaryota, Metazoa, Arthropoda, Insecta, Coleoptera, Staphylinidae. Gene Ontology annotation, cellular component: endoplasmic reticulum. The record is from RefSeq and is a predicted model, not a curated record.